CCAAGAGGAUGCCCUGCCGCUGUGCCUUGUGUCCUCCCCCUGCCCAGAUCAGCUACUCAGAUGGACCCUGCACUUUGGCUGUGCACUGGUGUCUGUGGUGCUUUUUGGGCUCCUGGCUGUGCCCGGCUGCCUUGGUAGCAUGGUGCUGGGCAUCCCUGACCACUGGAGCCCAUGCAUCUUGUGCCUGCCAUGUCCUGGUGUGGUAGCCCUGACGUGGUGGCCCUGGUGGCGGCUCAGCCCCAGGGCUGGCUGGGAUGAGGGAAAUCAAUGAAUUCCCCAAAUGGGAAGGUCCGGGGGAGGGGAGAGCGUCCCAGCACAGGAAAAAGUCCAGGCAGUGACGCGUGAUGGGCAGAGCAGUGCCGGCCGCCCUGAGAGCACAGCCCCAUGCAGUGCCCUGGAGCCUUUCACCCACCUCCGCCACCCACUGUGGUCCCCACGACCACCACAUGUUCCGUUCGCGCCGUGCUGGGUUGGUGCGGAGGCUGUGGCGGCAGCGCUGUACAGCAGCCAGCCCCGAGGAUGGCCCUGCUGCCCUCAAACUAGCGGUGCAUGCCCUCUUCAAGAAGCUGAAGGAUGAGGAGCUGGAGCUGCUGGUGCAGGUGGUGGAGAGCCGGGGCGCCUGGGAGUCUGGCUGUGUUUUGGCACCACGGGGGGACCCACGAGGGGUCAAGCAGGGACUCCCUCCUCAAGUCCUGCUCUGUCGUCUCUUCCGCUGGCCUGACCUCCACCAGUCCCAUGAGCUCAAGCACCUCUGCUACUGUGCUGGGGGCCAGGGAGCCUGUGGGGACUUGGCUGGGCUGUGCUGCAACCCCCAUCAUUUCAGCCGCCUGGCUGUACCUGAAACCCCGCCACCCCCCUACUUGAAGGCAUCCUGUGGUCCCUCCUGGCCAGAUGAGCCCCAGCUCAUGGAGUUCAGCUACGACGGUGGGGACUGGUGCGACACCAGUCUCUCAUGGAGCACCAUCAAGGAUGGCUGUUGGUGCAAACUGGCUUACUGGGAGUACCGGACGCGCGUGGGCCGCCUCUACGCCGUGCACGAGGCAUCGGUGAACGUCUUCUGCGAGCUGCCGUGGGGCAGCGGGUUCUGCCUGGCCCAGCUGCCUGCCGCCUACCGCAGCUGCGCCGUCCGGCGGGCACGGGGCAAGAUUGGCCGGGGGCUGCUGCUGAGCCAGGAGCCGGGUGGUGUCUGGGCAUACAACCGCAGCGAGCACCCCAUCUUCGUCAGCUCACCCACCCUGAGCCCCCCCGGGGUCUGCGGGCUCCCUGUCCUCAAGGUGCUGCCUGGCUACUCGGCAAAGGUGUUUGAUUAUGAGUGGGCAGGGGACAGAGAGUGCUGGCAGCUGCCUGGGGAGGGACCCUGUGACCCCCACAGUAUCCGCAUCAGCUUUGCCAAGGGCUGGGGACCUUGUUACUCCCGGCAGUUCAUCACCUCCUGCCCGUGCUGGCUUGAGGUCCUGCUGAACCAGCCACGCUGAGGCUGGGGCUGGUGGGGGGUGCCAGCGAUCUCCCCCAAAGCAGGUUCACAAGCUGGGGGGCCCUUAUACUGUCCCUCAGCCUGUGUCUUCCAGGGCUGUGUUGCAGCAGGAUUGUCCUGGCUCUGGGGACUCUGUGCCUCAGUGCUGACUGGAUGCAGUGCCUCUCUUGAAUGGUUCACCACCUUGCCAGCACCUGCUUCCCCCAGCCAUGGGGCACACAGUGACACAGGGCACUAUUUAAUAUCUUUUUUUUUUUAAUGUUAUUAUUUUAAUGUUUAAGUUUAUAUUAAUUUAUCUAUUUUUGUAAAAAAAGCAGAGCAUGAGACAGGAGUCCCCAUUGUCAGGGGCAGGCCUGGGGGGUGGCAGCCACGGCCGGUGGGGACAGGGGGAGCAGGAGAGAAGGGAAGUGAGAGGGAGUGGGGAGGAGGGGAGAGCUCCUAGGGGAGCUAGGUGCCACUGCAGACAAGGGGAAUGGGAGUGAACUGGUACAGCUGGGGGCGGUGGGGCAGGUGAGCACAGCUGGAGUGUGGGGCAGGUUAGAACAUCUGGAUAGGUGUAGGGCAGGUUAGAGCAUCUGGAUAGGUGUGUCAUAGGUUGGAAUAUCUGGAUAGGUGUGGGGUAGGUUAGAACAUCUGGAUAGGUGCAGGGCAGGUGUAAUGUUGUGGGGGGUGGGCAGGUGAGCACCCCUGGGGUGGGGACUGAUUCAGUGUUACCCAAGCUAGGUCCCAGGCCCGGGGGCUCCUUCAACCGUUCUGGCAGCAUGGGGGAGCCCCGAGCAAGUCAGCCGAGGGGAUCCCGGAUUGCCCGAGUCGUGUCUGCUGUUUUUAACCUAAAUAAACGGUGCCACCGGCACCAAGAGAC
This is a messenger RNA of Serinus canaria (Common canary), 2336 nucleotides long. RefSeq names its product mothers against decapentaplegic homolog 6-like. Gene Ontology annotation, cellular component: heteromeric SMAD protein complex. The transcript has 4 exons. NCBI's taxonomy places the organism in Eukaryota, Metazoa, Chordata, Aves, Passeriformes, Fringillidae. The coding region runs from base 345 to 1475 and encodes 376 amino acids. Gene Ontology annotation, molecular function: I-SMAD binding; transcription regulator inhibitor activity. The record is from RefSeq and is a predicted model, not a curated record. Gene Ontology annotation, biological process: transforming growth factor beta receptor signaling pathway; regulation of transcription by RNA polymerase II; BMP signaling pathway.